AACAUUCCUACCACGAAUCCAAAGGACCUGCCAAGUUCCCAGCAGCAGAGAUGGGUGAAUCAAUCAUCUACAUCAGGCAUAUCGAGUUGCUGGGAUUUGAGAAGAGGUUUUUCCCCAGCCAGCACUAUGUUUAUAUGUUUCUGGUGAAAUGGCAAGACCUGACAGAAAAAGUUGUGUAUCGGAAGUUCACGGAGAUCUAUGAGUUCCAUAAAGCUUUGAAGGAAAUGUUUCCAAUUGAAUCUGGGGAAAUCAACACAGAGAAUAGGAUAAUCCCACACCUGCAAGCCCCAAGGUGGUUUGACAGCCAACGCUCCACUGAAAACAGGCAAAAUACUCUGUCUGAGUACUUCUCUGCCUUGAUCAAUCUUCCGCGCAAGAUCUCCCGUUGUGUGCAUGUCUUAAACUUCUUCAAAGUCAGACCAGAUGAUCUGAACCCAUCUACUGCAAAUCACCCCAAGAAACCAGAAGCAUUCCUGAUGCCAAAAGAUUCAAAGAAGAUUGCAGCAGACAUCACAAGCCCAAUCAUCCUACAGACCUACCGUGUGAUUGCUGACUAUGAGAAGAACUCUAGCACUGAGAUGGCCAUGAAAGUGGGAGACCUAGUAGAUGUGGUGGAGAAGAGUGAAAGUGGGUGGUGGUUUUGUCAGCAAAAGAAUAAACGAGGUUGGGUACCAGCUGCUUACCUAGAACCAAUGGAUAGUCCAGAUGAAGCCGAAGAACAGGAGCCCAACUAUGCAGGUGAACUCCAUGUUGUCCGAAAAGGUUACACAGCUGCUCAGGAAGAUGAGAUUUCCCUGAAGGAAGGAGAAACCAUAGAAGUUAUCCAUAAACUGCUUGAUGGUUGGUGGGUAGUCAGGAAGGAAGAGAUCACAGGCUACUAUCCUUCAAUGUAUCUGCAGAAAGCAGGAGAGGAAAACAUGACUGAGAACAACCAGCUGAGGAAUAAAGCAGCACCACCACGAAGAUCUAGUAUCGGCAAUAUCAAGAGCAUCCACACGCAAAGUCGCAGGCAGAUCAGCCAGGAGACGUAUAGGCGGAACAGCGUCAAAUACAUGCAAAGCAAAAGGAAGCUGAAGAACAAAUUCAUGGGCAAAACCAACACUAUUGAGGAAAAAAAUGAGAAUGAUGAACCCAAGCCCGCAAUUCCUCCAAGACCCAGUAAAGAUUUGAUUCUCAUUCGUUGUUCUGAGAGCACAAAAAGAAAAAUCCAGUGAGGAACAAACUGAGGAAUUUAUUUCUCCGCCUCAAGUUAUUCACAUAGGAGCUGUUUUUUUGGAAGAGUUCAUGCAAACAACGUCUAGUGUUCCCGUUGCAGCUCUUGUGUUCAGAGAAUAUGAUAUUUUUUUCUGCUUGCUUGACCAACCUUACAAAGGAAGAGAGGUGUUUAGAACAUAGAAUAAUAGCAUGUAGCUAUUACAAUUAUACAAUAAUUAUAUAAUAAUUGCACAUAGAAUUUAGCACUGAUGACUUCUUACAAAUCCAUUUUUUUCAGUCUCUUAUUGUAUAAGCCAUUGAAUCAAGGUGGUAAAACUAUGCUGAAUUGAGUUAGUGUUAAAUCAAUUAAGUUCCCUUUCCCCUGGAUUUGUACAUUUUGUCAACCAAGCCUGCUUAAAGACUAGAGAGUAUUUAUAAUUCAGUUUUCUUGGUUUCCCUGAGCGUGGGUUGUUUUCCUGCAGAUGUUUCGUUACCAGCCUUGGUAAUAUCAUCAGUGUAGAGAAUGGAAUGGAAUUUGUUGGUGGUUUAUAUAAUAGUGGCUUGGUUUGUAUAAUAAUGGCCUGCCCUGCCAGUUGUGACUGGAGUGUGAUUUCUUCCUUGGGUAAUCAACAAGUUUCACUCUUACAUAUCACCAAAAAUACCAUGAAUAUAAUGAGUCUUUUUAGCUAGUUUAUGGCUCAAAUGUAUUGUCUGAAUCCAGAAAACAGGCUAAUUCAGGUUAAGUGUGUUGUAAGACUUGCAUUCAUGCAUCAUUCUUAGCCAGUUAAAGUCCUGGUAAUAAUAUUUUUCCCUACAUUGAAAGUUUGCUUAGUUUUCACUUCCAUUUGGUGUUUUGUUUGAGGGAUGCUAUUUUUCUGCGGCUUAGCUCCUUUGGUUAGUUUGUGUUCAAUAUAUGUUAAUGAAAAAUGGUAGGUUUUGGUUUUAUAAUUAGUGUAUUAUAUAUUUCACUGAGAGUGUAAAUACAUAAUAGUAUAUAUUGUUUUAUCCUUUUUGCAUGUGUUUAACUGCUGCUUAGUUCUCAUUUGCUGAUUUUUUUAUUGUAAUUACAGAAUUACAAUUGUUUUUCUUUCUGCAAAUCCAGAAAAAGGGUGUCUAUGAACCAAGCCACAGAGUGAGCGAGUGAGCACGUAUGCCCGUAGAUGUUCUGAAUCUUGAUCAGUGGGGUAGCUGGCACCGUCGGGCACACACAUGCAUUGAGCUUAUGAUUAUUGAUUAUGAUGCACACGUCUAUCAACUUAGUGUAUUUAUUUUUCAUGUGCCAAAGUUUGUUAUCCACGCAUAAGAUAGGCUACUUUCUAAAAUACGUUUUGGGUAUAUGGGAUCUUGAUUUACAUCCAUUGUAUUGUACUUGUAACAAUUAUGUUGUUAAUUAAUAAACAAGCUGAGGUAAAAAAGAGGGCUUUUAAUCUUUUCAGCAAGUCAUUUCCAAUUAAACAGCAGUGGUUGUGACAUAAAGGAAACCCUUUUGUUGUACUUUAGACCUGCAGAUUGCUCAAAAAAGCCUCUUGCGUAAGAUUCUGGGCAGAAAGGAAUUUGCAAACAUUUAAGAAGAAGGCUGUUUUUGAGGAAAGUUGACCAAUUUUGAACUGCAAGUUGCGUAGGAGCUCAAAACCACAUGCCCUAUCCGGUUUACCAUUUCAGCUUCCAGCCAGUCCGAUGUAUGUCUAUCCAGAAAUUAAUAAAAAACUUGGUUUCCUGGAAAGGUCUUGGGACCGACUGUGAAACCCACAGCUUACUUUAUAAAUGUUUUUGUGUGUGCAUUUUUUUAUUAUUCCAUAUACCUUGUUAAUAACUUUUGUUAUAAAAUUUUUAAUCAUAUUUUCCUUAUUGCUAUUUUAAUCUCACUGGACAUAGAGAUGGACAGCAUACAUAA
Molecule: messenger RNA, 3088 nt
Organism: Protobothrops mucrosquamatus (brown spotted pit viper)
Lineage: Eukaryota; Metazoa; Chordata; Lepidosauria; Squamata; Viperidae
Gene: NCF1
Product: neutrophil cytosolic factor 1
Exons: 11
Coding region: 51-1214 (387 amino acids)
Biological process (GO): superoxide anion generation; respiratory burst
Cellular component (GO): NADPH oxidase complex; cytoplasm
Molecular function (GO): superoxide-generating NADPH oxidase activator activity; phosphatidylinositol binding; protein binding
Source: RefSeq, a predicted model, not a curated record